Oreochromis aureus is the source of this 1662-nucleotide messenger RNA. RefSeq names its product probable G-protein coupled receptor 141 (gene gpr141). The transcript is spliced from 2 exons. NCBI's taxonomy places the organism in Eukaryota, Metazoa, Chordata, Actinopteri, Cichliformes, Cichlidae. Gene Ontology annotation, biological process: G protein-coupled receptor signaling pathway. Gene Ontology annotation, cellular component: membrane. Bases 288 to 1202 code for a protein of 304 amino acids. The record is from RefSeq and is a predicted model, not a curated record. Gene Ontology annotation, molecular function: G protein-coupled receptor activity; oxysterol binding.
UGGUGGUUUCUUACAACACUCAUACACAGGCUCACAAAGGCUUCAUUUUCAGAACCUUAACUUCCACCGAACGUUGGCACACUUCCACUCUUAAUCUCUCUCUCACACACACGCGCGCAUUCAAAGGCAUAUGCGCGAAUGCACUCAACCAGAAUCAGUUAUUUCUGAGCUUUUCUCUUCCUCUGCGACACUGUGAACAGACCGCUGCUGGAUAUAAUGUGAUCUACUGCAGAGGACACACACAGAAGAGUACUCGGCAUCCAAUUCUUCACUGACCGAAGCGCAAGAUGAAUUCCACAUUAAACGGGACCACACCAUCUCCAAACCAAAGUUCAACAACGAUCAAAACCUCAGAUUCAAAGAAAUAUGAAGAGUACCACACAGCCCUCUUGGUCAUCUACACUGUGGUCCUGAUCAGUGGUACAAUUAGCCUUACCCUGAUGAUGCGCAUCAUGAAAUCCACCACAACUUCCACCAUGUCAAUUGCCGUACUCAACCUGAUCUUCACCCACUUCAUCUUCCUGCUAACGGUUCCCUUCAGAAUCUACUAUUACGCAGUUCAUACAUGGAAGAUGGGCAAUGAAUGGUGUAAAAUAACCAGCAGCAUGAUCCACAUCCACAUGUACAUGUCUUUUGCUCUGUAUGUGAUUAUCCUCAUCACCCGUCUGUUGACGUUCUACAAGAAAGCUUGCCAGGUGGCGUCCUUUCACAGGAUGCAUGCGAUCCUUAUCAGUUUUCUGGUGUGGAUUAUUGUGCUGAUCACUGUCCCUUGCAUCAUCCAUUUUAAUUAUGGCAAAGACAAUAACGAUAAUGAUAAUGACACUCAGUGCUUCCAGUUUGGAAAAUCUAUAGAAUCUGCUCUGCCUUUGAACUACACGAUAAGCAUAUUGAUUAUAGUCAUUGCCAUUGCGUUGACAGCCUUCCAAGCCAAUGUCCUCUGGGUUUUAUACAAGAAGCAUCGGGAGGGAUGCACCUUUCAGCAGGAGUUCGGAGCUCAGCUGAAGAGCCUGUGCUUUGCGCUAAUCAUGGUCGUCUGCUUCAUUCCCUACCACAUUUUUCGACUGUCCUAUUUAAACAAUGUAGAUAGAUUAGAGGGUACAAAUGAAAUAUUUUUGAGCAUAACCACUUUUAACUGUUUGGACAUGCUUACUUUCCUGGGGAGGAGGUCCUGUAACAUAUGCUUUGUAGGAAAAGCUGCUUAAAAGCUGCUGGUACUGUGUUUGCUUCACUUUUUUUUAUGCCUGUCAGGGCUCUGGUACAGUUCCAUAAAUGUAAACAAUUUAAUCUUAUUGCUUUUGAAGUGUUCGAAAUAGAAUAAAAAAUUAUUAAAAAACAAAAUUUAUCAUAAAAAUUGCACAUGACUGUGCAGACAACUCCGAAUGACGCAUAAACAGUGGUUCUGAUUAUAAGCUUAGGUUCAACUUUCAGUUUCUAACCUUAGUCAGACAAAACAUUCCCUUAGUGGCUUAUUUGGCUUCGAGUAUUUCAGAUUACUUUACAUUUGAACAUAUUUUAAUAUAUACAGAGUUUCAAAAAAUAAAACUGACAGACCCCUGACGAUGUCCUUAGUUAUGCUUUAGCAGUUUUACAAUUUUAGAACCAUUGACUGACACACACACACACACACACACACACACACACACACACACACACACACACACA